Sander lucioperca (pikeperch) is the source of this 2317-nucleotide messenger RNA. Its product is annotated as zinc transporter 1. Gene Ontology annotation, biological process: intracellular zinc ion homeostasis; detoxification of zinc ion; zinc ion transmembrane transport. Gene Ontology annotation, molecular function: calcium channel inhibitor activity; zinc ion transmembrane transporter activity. The coding region runs from base 391 to 2055 and encodes 554 amino acids. The record is from RefSeq and is a predicted model, not a curated record. Gene Ontology annotation, cellular component: Golgi apparatus; endoplasmic reticulum. The transcript has 6 exons. NCBI's taxonomy places the organism in Eukaryota, Metazoa, Chordata, Actinopteri, Perciformes, Percidae.
UGACAAAAAAACUCAAAAAACAUUUGUGCCAAUGCUGGAUGCAGUGCAGCGGCACACUGAAUUAGUGCAAAUUAGCUUCACUGGAUCUGCUCAGUGUGUGAAGGGUGGGUGGGCUGUGUAAUCGUCUACUCAAGGUAUUCUCCCACCAAUGAGCUGAGGAUGGAAUGCAAACAGGGAUGACUGAGGAAAGGAAGAUAUCCCACCACCCCCUCCUUCCCAGCUCACAUGACUGUGAUUACAGUAAAGGAGGAGUGUGGUGGGACACAGUGAGGGAGAGAUGGUGAGCACGAUGAAUGACAUUUUUCUGAUUGCGGCACACAGAUCACAUCCAAGAACUCAACUUGUCUUUGAUUGCUGGCCGAGGGUCAUCCACUUUUCCAGGUUGCAGAUAUGAGGGUGUUACACGGGUGCAUGCUGGGAGUGACCAUCUUGCUGCUGGUGUGCGAGGUCACCAUCAGUCAGCUGUGCAAAUCCCUUAUCACCCUGGUGGAUGGUUUCCACACACUCUUCAUCCUCUUGUGCAUGGCUCUUCGUCCUCCUCAAGCAGCAAGCGUCAUAAAACCUCCAAUCUCUAUUUUGGACUCCCCUGCAUCUCCUCCACAUGCUUCCUCCACCCUGCCUGCAGUGCCAUCCAUCAAAUCUCUACCUGGGACCGAGACUGGUGGGUCUUCAGACUGCGGUGUGUCCUACACCCGCAGCAGGAUUCACCCUGUGGGGGCUUUCAUCUCCACUCUCCUCCUGACCUCUCUGUGUCUCUCCUACUUCAUGGAAAUCAGCAAUUUUUCCCUGGAACCAGAGCCAGUGCAGCGCCCCCUGCUGCUUGUGGUGGUCGGAGCUUUCAGUGUGCUCCAUAAGAUGCUGGUGGUCUGGCUGAACUGGGUUCAGCUGCAGGAUGAGAGAGCUGGGGCCAGCAGGCAGACAGAGACCGAAUCUCACCUUGAAGAGAACCACAAAGUCUUGGCUGCAGAGAAAACCAAAGGCCAGGCUGAGCCGGGGCGAGUCCUGGACGACGUUAGCCACGUCCAAUCGGCCAUGGAUGACUCACUCCACAAUGGGGCGCUUGUCCUCUGUAACCCAGGGACCUCCAGCGUCCCUGACACCGACUCUCAAACACUACAACAACAGCCAGAAGUCCACCUGCAUGCAGCAGCUACACAGGACAGCAUGGACUGUGACGUAGCCAGCGGUGUUGCAGUUUUGAAGGUUUGCAAGUGUGAGAGUCGUUCAGAUGACAUCACGGAAAGUUCCAAAGACAACACCUGCAUGGGACAUCUUGACAGUCAAAAUGCAUCUAGUACCUCCCCAGUCUGCAAGUCAUCACAUCACAUUGAGAGGACUCUACCAAGCAGCAAGUGUCCAGUCAGUCUCCUGUCGUUCGUCCUCGUCAUUCAGGGCCUUUGUACCUCCUUUCUGGCUCUGGUCAUCAGCCUGGUGAUGCUGCUGGUCAGCCCGCAAUGCCUGCACAGCUCUGGAACCUGUGGCCUCCUGGUUUACCUGGAUCCUGGCCUCUCCCUGCUGGCUGUGAUUACGCUGAUUUCCACAGCUGCGCCACAGGUGCACAGGUAUGGCUUGCUGCUACUACAGGCCACACCUCCACACAUUUGUGUGUCAGACCUCGGGCGGAGGAUUAAGAGUGUCCCUGGGGUGCAGGCUGUGCACGACCUCCACGUCUGGCAGUUAACUGAAUCAUUCAUGGUGGCCUCUGUACAUGUACACUGCCAUGCUGGGUUUCCAGUGCACAGGUGUGCUGAUCUGAUGUCGGGGGUCACAAAGGUGCUGCAGAGUGUAGGAGUGAGCUGCUGCACCGUUCAGCCAGAGUUUGCCUCCUGCUCUGGGUCCUCUGCAGGCAGUGAGGGGGACGCCUCACCUGUUGUGCACAGAGUGGACCCCUCCCUGCCUCCUUUUCUGACCUGCAGCCUUGCCUGUGGAAAGGCCUGCGCUAGGAAUAUGUGUUGCUCUCGGUUAGAGGAGGAGACUAGGAGCAUGCUGGCACCACCAGCUGAGGAAACAAAGGAAGAGCCCCAGACACUGGUCAUUGAGAACACCUUCCUCUGACUGAAAAUCCUGGAGAAAAAGUAAUUAAUGAAUGUAAAAGUAGAGGUGAAUGAACAGAUUUGAAUGUGUAAUCUCCAAAACAUUGCCUGCACAUUAUAUGUAAAUGUUCUGUUAGUUUUGUGACAUUAAUACGGUGCUGCACCAAAGGAUUUUAAGCAAUAUCAAGUUAAAUUCUGUGAAAAUAAAGGCAUUUUUUCUUGUGUUGCUUCAUUUGUACCUGAACCCUUUGUAUGUAUUGAAAUAAAACAAAUAAUUAUACUAA